This is a messenger RNA of Oikopleura dioica, 612 nucleotides long. The record is from the annotation of a GenBank genome assembly. Lineage: Eukaryota; Metazoa; Chordata; Appendicularia; Copelata; Oikopleuridae.
AUGUAUGUAGGAGGAGUCACCAACGACAUAUCUACUACAGAACUAGGAGAUUACUUCGAGCAGAUUGGACAUGUUACUGACGUCCUAAUUGAUUAUGGAAUGGGAAUAAUCAAAUUCGACUGCGGAAAAUCGCGCGACGAUGCGAUUCAGUAUCUGAAUCGAACCUCUCUCAAAGGAUCAAUUCUCAACCUUGAAGAAUGCCUCUCCGUGAAUGUCAUCAAAGCGAUGGAAUAUCUUUCUGAACCGAAGACCUCUCCGAAACAAGAAAGAAGCAAUAGAAAAACGAACACCUCAAGACCACAAAAACGCAAAGCUUCACCCCCGACAACGAAUAAAGAAAAUCAAGACAAGAAAGCCGAAAAACCUAUGAAAAAAGGGAAAGAAGAGACUCCCUUCUUUUUGAACAUAGAAAAUCUUCCUGACGACGCUACUGAUUCAGAAACGCUGAACUUCUUCGUCUUCGCUGGCGAUGUGGUGCACUUUGAAAUUGUGAUGCGACGCGGGCGAAGAACUGCGCUACUUUUCUUCAAGACUGAGCAGGAGCGACAAUCCGCCGCUCAUCAUUUGGACAAAUCUUUCUUCAAAGGCUACCGACUCCGUGUUAGGGAAUAA